This is a messenger RNA of Catharus ustulatus (Swainson's thrush), 2595 nucleotides long. It is a transcript of the gene RPS6KA1, whose product is annotated as ribosomal protein S6 kinase A1. Gene Ontology annotation, biological process: intracellular signal transduction; protein phosphorylation; positive regulation of DNA-templated transcription. The transcript has 22 exons. The record is from RefSeq and is a predicted model, not a curated record. The coding region runs from base 117 to 2306 and encodes 729 amino acids. NCBI's taxonomy places the organism in Eukaryota, Metazoa, Chordata, Aves, Passeriformes, Turdidae. Gene Ontology annotation, molecular function: ATP binding; magnesium ion binding; ribosomal protein S6 kinase activity.
ACGUCCAGUGACAGCAGCAGGGCUCUGGGGACACCGAGCUGCUCUCGGGGCCGCUGGGGCCGCGAGCUCAGGACCGGCUGGGGAAGGAUGGGAGGAUAAAGCCCAAAGCUGUGGAGAUGCUGAGGCUCCUCUUCCGCAGCAAGCCCAGGAUCCAGGAGGCAAAGUCUGACAUCACUUGGAUAGAGAAGGACCUGGUGGACUCGGCAGACAAGGGGGAAGGUGUGCAGGAAAUCAACAUCACCCACCAUGUGAAGGAGGGCUCUGAGAAGGCUGAUCCCUCCCAGUUUGAGCUCCUGAAGGUGCUGGGACAGGGCUCCUUUGGCAAGGUUUUCUUGGUGAGAAAAAUAACACCCCCAGACAGCAACCACCUCUAUGCCAUGAAAGUGCUCAAGAAGGCGACGCUGAAAGUGCGGGACCGACUGAGGACCAAGAUAGAAAGGGACAUCCUGGCUGAUGUCAACCAUCCCUUUGUGGUGAAACUCCACUAUGCAUUCCAGACCGAGGGGAAGCUGUACCUCAUCUUGGAUUUCCUCAGAGGAGGUGACCUUUUCACUCGGCUUUCCAAAGAGGUGAUGUUCACUGAGGAGGAUGUGAAGUUCUACCUGGCAGAGCUGGCACUGGGACUCGACCACUUGCACAGCCUGGGGAUCAUCUACAGGGACCUCAAGCCAGAGAACAUCCUCUUGGAUGAGGAGGGGCACAUCAAACUCACAGAUUUUGGCUUGAGUAAGGAGGCCAUAGACCACGAGAAGAAAGCCUACUCCUUCUGUGGCACCGUGGAGUACAUGGCCCCAGAGGUGGUGAACCGCCAGGGCCACUCGCACAGCGCUGACUGGUGGUCCUACGGGGUCCUGAUGUUUGAAAUGCUCACGGGGGCACUGCCCUUCCAGGGGAAGGACCGUAAGGAGACCAUGACCCUCAUCCUCAAAGCGAAACUGGGCAUGCCACAGUUCCUGAGCACUGAGGCUCAGAGCCUCCUGCGAGCCCUUUUCAAAAGGAAUCCAGCCAACAGGUUAGGGUCUGGCCCCGAUGGGGCAGAGGAGAUCAAGCGCCACCCCUUCUACUCCACCAUCGACUGGAAUAAGCUGUACCGCAGGGAAAUCAAACCCCCUUUCAAGCCUGCAGUGGGCCAGCCAGAUGACACCUUUUAUUUUGACACAGAAUUCACGUCACGGACACCAAAAGAUUCCCCAGGUGUCCCCCCCAGUGCAGGGGCCCAUCAGCUCUUCCGAGGCUUCAGUUUCGUGGCAACUGGGUUGAUGGAGGAUGGCAAAGUGAAACCUGCCCAGCCACCCCUGCAUUCCGUCGUGCAGCAGCUGCACGGCAAGAACGUGCAGUUCAGCGAUGGCUACGUGGUGAAGGAGGCCAUCGGCGUCGGCUCCUACUCCGUCUGCAGGCGCUGCAUCCACAAGGCCACCAACAUGGAGUACGCAGUCAAGGUGAUUGACAAGAGCAAGCGAGACCCUUCAGAGGAGAUCGAGAUCCUGCUGCGGUACGGGCAGCACCCGAACAUCAUCACCCUGAAAGACGUGUACGAUGACGGGAAGUACGUGUACCUGGUGACCGAGCUCAUGAGGGGAGGGGAGCUGCUGGAUAAAAUCCUCAGACAGAAAUUUUUCUCGGAGAGAGAAGCCAGUUCAGUCCUGCACAUGAUCUGUAAAACAGUGGAGUAUCUGCAUUCCCAAGGGGUGGUGCACAGGGACCUGAAGCCCAGCAAUAUCCUGUACGUGGAUAAAUCCGGGAACCCCGAGAGCAUCCGGAUCUGUGACUUUGGCUUUGCCAAGCAGCUCAGGGCUGAGAACGGGCUCCUCAUGACCCCCUGUUACACAGCAAACUUCGUGGCACCUGAGGUCCUGAAGCGGCAAGGCUACGACGAGGGCUGUGACAUCUGGAGCCUGGGGGUGCUGCUGUACACCAUGCUGGCAGGCUGCACUCCCUUUGCAAACGGUCCCAGUGACACUCCAGAAGAGAUCCUGACACGGAUAGGAGGGGGCAAGUUCUCCAUCAGUGGGGGCAAUUGGGACACUAUUUCUGACAUGGCCAAGGAUCUGGUAUCAAAGAUGCUCCACGUAGAUCCUCACCAGCGUCUCACAGCCAAGCAGGUCCUGCAGCAUCCCUGGAUAACCCAGAAGGACAGUUUACCCCAGAGCCAGCUCAACCACCAGGACAUUCAGCUUGUAAAGGGUGCCAUGGCUGCCACGUACUCAGCACUCAACAGCUCCAAGCCAAGCCCGCAGCUGAAGCCCAUCGAGUCCUCUGUCCUGGCACAGAGGAGGGUGAAGAAGCUCCCCUCCACCACCCUGUGAGCCCCACGGUGCAGGAACAGCCUGGAUUUUGCACAGCUGUGGAAGAGGGGGACAGGGGACGGGCAGGGUCUGCACAGGGCUCCCCUGGAGACUUGUUCUCAAAGGCCAAGUGCCUUCCUGCUCCUGAAAGACUGGCUCCUCCUCGUGUGGACUGAUCUUUGCUGAGACAACUUCACUGUAAAACUUUUUUGACGUGUAAAUUGUUGAUUUUUAAAGAAAUCCAUCUGUGUAUAUGAGAACUAGAAUGUAUAACUGAUGUUAAGUGGCACUAAAAAGCAGCUGUGAUUCA